Messenger RNA from Racocetra fulgida, 316 nucleotides. Lineage: Eukaryota; Fungi; Glomeromycota; Glomeromycetes; Diversisporales; Gigasporaceae. The record is from the annotation of a GenBank genome assembly.
AUGCUAAAAGAAAUCAGAAGAAUGAUUAGUAUGGAUUUUCAGGAUUCUCCUCAAGAGGAUUCUCAAGAGGAUUCUCAAGAAGAAUCUAAUCAUUUAUUUGUUCCUGAAUCAAUUGAUACUGAAGUAUAUAGUGAAGGCAAAGAACCUGAUGAAGUUGAUAAUGGAAAUUUAAUAGAACAACUGAGCAUAAAUUCACCACCCCAAGUCUUUUGGCUAGUUAAAGAUUAUGUAUUUAUUGAACUAGAUAUUGAUGAAUACAAAUCUGACACGAGUAAUUAUAGCGAAAGUGAUGAUAACAGUGAAAAUGAUGAUGCUA